Petromyzon marinus (sea lamprey) is the source of this 3068-nucleotide messenger RNA. It is a transcript of the gene CTSF, whose product is annotated as cathepsin F. The record is from RefSeq and is a predicted model, not a curated record. Lineage: Eukaryota; Metazoa; Chordata; Hyperoartia; Petromyzontiformes; Petromyzontidae. Gene Ontology annotation, biological process: proteolysis. Gene Ontology annotation, molecular function: cysteine-type peptidase activity.
UGCCGGCCCUUCACAAGUACUACUCGCUUGACAGCACUUGCCCCUACAGUCUGUUCACAGGCUACACGGGGGAGCUUUGUCUUUGUUAUUUACUACGGGAAUCGAUUCCGCCGUUUUGGGGAAGGCGUGGGAAUCGAUUCUGUCAUUCGCUAACAGAGACGAUGGCGUGGUCGUGGAUGCCGCUGCCGCUUCUGUGGCUGUCCGUCAACGCCGGUCUCCUGGAAUCUUCUCCUCUGUCACAGGAACAUGUGGAUUUACUGCCGGCAUUCAAGGAAUUUAUUUGGAAGCACAACAAGACGUACAAAGAUGAAGGAGCUGAGAAGAUGAGGUACGAAGUCUUCCGGGAAAAUUGGCAUCGGGUGCAAAAGCUGCAGGAAACGGAGCAGGGCUCUGCAGUGUACGGAAUCACCAAAUUCAGUGACCUUACAGAGGAGGAGUUCCGCGCGCUCCAUCUGAACCCGGUUCUGUCGCGGCCCAGGGAAGUCGGUCUCCGUCAAGCCCAGAUCCCCCCAGGUCCCAUUCCGCCGGCGUUCGACUGGCGAGACCGUGGCGCCGUCACGGAGGUCAAGAACCAGGGAGAAUGCGGCUCCUGCUGGGCUUUCUCUGUCACUGGAAACAUCGAGGGGCAGUGGGCCAUCAAGAAAGGAAGCCUGCUCUCACUCUCCGAGCAAGAGCUGGUGGACUGCGAUAAGCUGGACUACGGGUGUGGUGGAGGACUGCAGAUGAAUGCUUACAAAACGAUACAAGAGCUCGGGGGGCUGAUGACGGAGAGCGACUACUCCUACAAGGGGGACAUGGAGCAGUGCGGCUUCUCCCAGGCCAAAGUCCGGGCGUACAUCAACGGAUCCGUCUCCAUUUCCUCCGACGAAGACGAGAUGGCCGCGUGGCUCGUAAAGCACGGACCGAUUUCCAUCGCGCUCAACGCCCUGGGCAUGCAGUUUUACAAGCACGGGAUCGCUCACCCGUGGAAGAUUCUGUGUUGGUCGUGGGAACUGAACCAUGCUGUUCUUAUAGUGGGCUACGGCACAGAGAAAGGCGUGCCGUUCUGGAUCAUCAAAAACAGCUGGGGAGUGGGGUGGGGCGAGGAGGGCUAUUACCGCGUCUUCCGCGGCGACGGGGUGUGCGGCCUCAACAAGGACUGCUCGUCUGCCGUGGUGGACCGGGAGUGAGCGAGCGAGCGUCGAGCACGCGGACGACGCCGUCGCUGCCACCGUCGCUGGGCUGGACUCGUUCCCGUACGGAGGUCCGGGGUGAGGAGGUGGGGGACAACCGAGGAUCGCUUGCGUCGACAGGAAAAGCCCCGUUUUGCUGAUCCGGGUCGUUCUCUCGGUGCCACCUGCUAGGUUUUCGCUGUCGUGCCGUACGACCCUCCACGGGGGGGUCGGCGGGCAUCUACCGCAAGAUGUUCGUCACCAUGUCUGACGUUUCGCACCCCCCCCCCCCACCCCCACCACCACCCCCCUCGCGUGCUGGGAGCUUCUUGAGGGACAAUCCAGUCGUUCCGGCGGCAGCAGAGUUGAAGAGCUUAGGAAGUGAGCGACACGGAUUUCGUGAAGAAGCUCCCGGCACACGUGGAGCUAAGUCUCAGUUGUCACGUCGGGCUGCUUGCUUUAGAACCCGAAAGCACACAGGAGAGAGCGUCGCCUUGCUUCUGUGUGAUCUGGAUCUAUUACCGUUUGUGAUGUAGCACUUGGUCAGAGUGCAAUGCCUUUUGCCAUCUAUAUAAUGUGGUAACAAAUGUGUUCUCAAUUUGCUUUGCACUUGUUAGGUCGGGGUCAUUCGCACAGACCCCCGAUGCGUUGUUUUUUCGUCUUAAUCUUUUCCGGUUCAGAGACGUCCGCGAUUUGCAGGGGUGGGGUCCCGUUCAUCGCCCAAUCUCGGAACGUUCAAGCGGUGCGGCGUUAAAUGAGCCACCUCCACAAAUGGCAACCGACUCGAACUCCCGAUGCAAGUUAGACGGGAAUCGUUCGGAGAGGGGAAACAAGAAGACGGGACUCGGGACAUGUUCAUGGCUCGAAAUAUGAACCCGAUCUUUUCUUACUAUUUUUACACGAGCAUAAUUCACUUUGCGCGGGGGGUGGGGGGGGGGGGGGCGUUUUAACGCAACACGACGGUGUGACAACAGAGGCACGUGGUAGGAAGUCCGCGGUCAGAAUCCCCCGCGGCUUUUCGGAUGACGCAAGACGCUCAAUUAUUACAUGAACAAGCAACUUUCAGUUUGGAAGCACUUAAAUAGCAGAGUGUAGGAGAUGGGGGUGUGCAGCCCACGCAAGUUAAUUAGGGCCUCUGUAGGACUGACACAGCUAUAUGUUCUUCGCUGAUAGUGGGUUCUUUAUUUACGCUCGACGCACUGAUUAUUGUUAUAUGCCAAGUUUUGCUUGAAGUACUGUUCUGCGCCAGUUGGAAAUUAGCUCCCUGGUCACUACGUGCCACCCACUGGGCUAUGCAAACACGGGAUUUCUGCUGAUCAUGCAAAAGUAUUUUCAUUUUGUAAAAUUCUGCCAAAAGACUAUAAAUUGUGUUGCAUUGUUCGAGAUGACAGAAUAAGCAUUUCCUUACGGCCUACAAGCGGGCCAGGUGAUUGUAAAGAUAAUCGUGCAAGGUUUCGGCAAGCGGUAAUUGCGCCGUCAAACGCUAGGCAUUCGCGAUUGUGCUGCUGAUUUUUGGACAGAUCAAAAAAUGUCCACGAUUCAGGCUGUCACGGGACAUGCCAAGGCAUCAUGGUCAGAGUAAUGCCUUUUGCCAUCAAUAUAUGUGGUGGCAAAUGUGUUCUCAAUUUGCUUUGCACUUGUUAGGUAUGGGGUCAUUCGCACAGACCCCCCUAUGCGUUGUUGUUCAUCAUAAUCCUUUCCGAUUCGAGACGUCUCAAGUUGCAGGGGUGGGGUCCCGUUCAUCGCCGAAUCUCGGAACGUGCAAGCAGUUCGGCGUUAAUCUCAUUUAGCGAGGCGUAGCGCCGUUGUUUUUAAAGACGUUGUUACUCACCGCAGAGGACCGUAGCGACACGACCGCCACUCUACGAUAGCUGGCGCCAAACUGCCACAGGCCCUCCCGCAUGGCCUUGUGGGAGC